Messenger RNA from Medicago truncatula (barrel medic), 1194 nucleotides. RefSeq names its product light-harvesting complex-like protein 3 isotype 2, chloroplastic. The coding region runs from base 207 to 983 and encodes 258 amino acids. The transcript has 3 exons. The record is from RefSeq and is a predicted model, not a curated record. Lineage: Eukaryota; Viridiplantae; Streptophyta; Magnoliopsida; Fabales; Fabaceae.
UGUCCCACCUCACUCACUAGUUCACUUCACCUCAUUGUGUUGUACUUGUGCCCAUUCUCAAAGGAUGAGAUAGAAGUGAGAGAGAGAGAGAGAGAGAGGAUAGAAAGAUAGCUCAAGAAACAUAAACAUAAACAGAAACUGAAAACUUAGAACAGAAAACACAAACCACACACUUAUACUAACAUAAUCAAUGCAACUUUAAAACCAUGUCAACAACUAUGUCUAUGUCUAUGGCUUCUUUUUCUCCUCUCACUAGAAUCUCAACCACUUAUUCUUCACUCUCCAAACCCCAUCAUCAUCCAAACCACAGCAACAAUCACUUUACUCUCACUCUCAGACCAAAGAAUCUUCCUUUAUUGUCCCUCUCUCCUUUGAGAGCUUCAGCUGGAACUUCUGAUUCAGCUGAAACUGCAGUGAAACCACCACCUGAGAAUAUCUCUGUUGGGACAAAUGGGUCUGCUUCUGCUGUUCCUGUUGCUGAGGAAGUUAAGGUUUCUAGUGCUUUUGUGGAUCCUAGAUGGGUUGCUGGGACUUGGGAUUUGAUGCAGUUUAGGAAAAAUGGUACCACUGAUUGGGAUGCUGUUAUUGAUGCUGAGGCAAGAAGAAGAAAAUGGCUCGAAACUAACCCAGAAUCAUCCAGCAAUGACAACCCUGUAGUGUUUGACACCUCAAUCGUACCUUGGUGGGCAUGGAUUAAAAGGUUCCAUCUCCCUGAAGCUGAACUACUUAAUGGUCGCGCCGCAAUGAUAGGAUUCUUUAUGACAUAUCUGGUUGAUAGCUUGACAGGAGUAGGUCUUGUUGACCAAAUGAACAACUUCUUUUGCAAAACUCUUCUCUUCGUAGCAGUGGGGGGAGUACUUCUCAUCAGGAAGAAUGAGGAUGUUGAUACUUUUAAGAAAUUAUUGGAGGAGACUACAUUUUAUGACAAGCAAUGGCAAGCAACUUGGCAGGAUGAGAACUCAAGCACUUCCAGAAAAGAUUAGUGGGAUUGUUGUCAUGUGCUUCUCUCCUACCACAUUUUGUCUCUUAAUAUAGUGUACCGUAUUAUUAAUCUUGCUAGUGCAGACACAAGAAAUGAAUAUGAUUUAGACAUUGUAUUUCAAUUCAUUUUAUGCAAAAUGAUACAGAGAGUUUUUGUAUGUUCGCAAUGUAGGAUAUUUCUUAAGUGAAUGUGAAAUUGGGUGACUCUCUUAA